CCCCAGGAGCCGCUGCCUAAGCACGCAGGCCCGGCGUGCGAAAAAAAACGACCCGGGGAGACGGUGGAGAGGAGACGGGAGCGCAGCUGCAAAGAGGAGAGCCGGUUUCAGGGGCUCCCCGGCCUGGUCCCCGGGGGCUGGGAGGAGCGGCUGGGCGGGCUUCCCCGGCAGGGGUCGCUACGUCGGCACGGCCGGCCUGCUUUCCUCCCUCCGGUGGGCGGGCUGAGUACCUCCCCGCCCGCCGCCCCACAAGCAGCCGGAGGGCGCCGCGGCAGCCGAAGCGCGAUCGAUGCCGGGAGCGCGGAGGAGAAGGCGGCGGCGCUGCUGAGAGGGGGGGCGGCCCCGCCCGGAGAUGGGGAUUCUCAGCAUCACGGACCAGCCUCCUCUGGUCCAAGCCAUUUUUAACCGUGAUAUAGAGGAGGUACGGUCAUUACUGAGUCAGAAGGAGAAUAUCAAUGUGUUGGACCAAGAGAGACGAACCCCUUUGCACGCAGCUGCAUACUUAGGGGACACCUCUAUAGUUGAACUCCUAAUACUAUCAGGUGCUAACGUCAAUGCAAAGGACACUCUUUGGCUAACCCCGUUACACCGUGCUGCGGCUUCUCGUAAUGAGAAAGCACUUAACCUCCUCCUAAAGCACUCAGCAGACAUCAAUGCUCGUGACAAGUAUUGGCAAACACCACUGCAUGUUGCUGCUGCCAACAGAGCUACCAAGUGUGCUGAGACCAUCAUCCCGCUGCUUAGUAAUGUUAAUGUGGCAGACCGCACUGGCCGCACAGCACUGCACCAUGCUGUACACAGUGGGCACCUUGAGAUGGUAAACUUGCUCUUAAAUAGAGGGGCCAAUCUGAGCACAUGUGACAAGAAGGAGAGACAGCCAAUACAUUGGGCAGCCUUUCUGGGGCAUUUGGAAGUCUUGAAGCUACUGGUAGCCCGUGGAGCUGACAUCACGUGCAAAGACAAAAAGGGUUACACACUGCUGCACACAGCAGCAGCCAGCGGCCAGAUUGAAGUUGUGAAACAUCUGCUGAGGCUUGGAGUUGAGAUUGAUGAACCAAAUUCCUUUGGCAACACUGCACUUCACAUUGCCUGUUACAUGGGCCAGGAUGCCGUGGCAAAUGAACUGGUCAACUAUGGCGCCAAUGUCAAUCAGCCCAAUGAAAAGGGCUUUACCCCUCUGCACUUUGCUGCCGUCUCCACCAACGGAGCCCUGUGCCUGGAACUUCUUGUCAAUAAUGGAGCUGAUGUGAACUUUCAGAGUAAAGAAGGGAAGAGUCCUUUGCACAUGGCUGCCAUUCAUGGACGGUUUACACGGUCUCAGAUUCUCAUACAAAAUGGCAGUGAGAUUGACUGCGCUGACAAAUAUGGCAAUACCCCCCUCCACGUUGCUGCUAGAUAUGGCCACGAGCUGCUAAUUAGUACUUUGAUGACGAAUGGUGCUGACACUGCAAGGCGUGGGAUCCAUGACAUGUUCCCUCUGCACUUAGCUGUUCUCUUUGGAUUCUCAGACUGUUGUCGUAAGCUACUUUCCUCAGGUCAGUUGUACAGCAUUGUCUCCUCACUCAGCAACGAGCAUGUGCUGUCUGCAGGCUUUGAUAUCAAUACGCCAGAUAACCUCGGGAGGACCUGCCUCCAUGCUGCUGCUUCCGGAGGGAAUGUUGAAUGUCUUAACUUGCUGUUGAGCAGCGGAGCUGACUUGAGGAGGAGAGAUAAGUUUGGAAGGACUCCUUUGCACUAUGCAGCCGCGAAUGGCAGCUAUCAGUGUACGGUGACACUAGUCACUGCCGGAGCCAGUAUUAAUGAAGCUGACUGUAAAGGCUGCACCCCCUUACAUUAUGCUGCUGCUUCAGACACUUACAGGAGAGCUGAGACUCAUUCAGGAAACAGCCAUGACACUGAUGAAGAGCCACUGAAAGAGUCACGACUGAAGGAGGCCAUCUUUUGUUUAGAGUUCUUACUGGAUAAUGGUGCUGACCCCUCUCUCCGAGACAAACAGGGAUACACUGCUGUCCAUUAUGCAGCUGCCUAUGGCAACCGACAGAACCUUGAGUUGCUCCUGGAAAUGUCGUUUAACUGCCUGGACGAUGUGGAAAGCACCAUUCCAGUCAGCCCUUUGCACUUAGCUGCCUAUAAUGGUCACUGUGAAGCCCUGAAGACGCUUGCCGAAACCCUGGUGAACCUGGAUGUGCGGGACCACAAAGGGCGGACGGCUUUGUAUCUUGCCACGGAGAGGGGCUCUACGGAGUGCGUGGAGGUGCUCACCAGCCAUGGUGCUUCUGCUCUUGUGAAGGAGAAAAAGAAGAAGUGGACACCCCUCCAUGCUGCUGCUGCCUAUGGGAACACAGAUUCCUUGCAUCUUCUCAUUGAUAGUGGGGAGAGAGUCGACAUCACUGAUGUCAUGGACAUCCAUGGACAGACCCCAUUGAUGUUGGCAAUCAUGAAUGGCCAUGUAGAUUGUGUCCAUCUCUUACUAGAGAAGGGAUCCACAGUGGAUGCAGCAGACAGAAGAGGCAGGACUGCGCUGCACCGAGGGGCUGUUACUGGCUGUGAAGACUGCCUUGCAGCACUGCUGGACCAUGAUGCCUUUGUAUUGUGUCGGGAUUUCAAGGGCCGGACCCCGAUCCAUUUUGCCUCGGUGUGUGGGCAUUCUGAAAUCCUGAGGACCUUGCUGCAGGCAGCGCUCUCUACUGACCCUCUGGACUCUGUAGUGGACUAUAGUGGCUAUUCACCAAUGCACUGGGCUUCGUACAGUGGGCAUGAAGAUUGUCUUGAAUUGUUACUUGAACACAAUCCAUUUGCAUACCUAGAAGGAAACCCCUUUACUCCAUUGCACUGUGCAGUAAUUAACAACCAGGAUGGCACCGCUGAGAUGCUUGUUGAAACAUUGGGUGCCAAGAUUGUUAAUAGCAGAGAUGCCAAAGGAAGGACCCCCCUUCACGCUGCUGCCUUUGCAGACAACAUCCAUGGUUUACAAUUGCUUUUGCAACACCAGGCUGAGGUAGAUGGAACUGACCAAUUGGGGAGGACCCCUCUUAUGAUGGCUGCUGAAAAUGGCCAGACAGCAGCAGUUGAGUUCCUGCUGUACAGAGCAAAAGCAGAUCUAACUGUGCUGGAUGUCAACAAGAACACAGCUCUUCACCUGGCCUGCAGUAAGGGUCAUGAAAAGUGUGCCUUGUUGAUUCUGGGGGAAACCCAAGACCUUGGCCUUAUCAAUGCAACAAACAGUGCUCUACAGAUGCCACUCCAUAUUGCAGCUCGAAACGGAUUGGCCUCUGUUGUCCAGGCUCUGCUGAGCAGAGGUGCCACUGUGCUUGCUGUGGAUGAAGAAGGUAUGCAUCAUUCACAUCUGGAAGCUCAAGGCCAUACCCCAGCCUUGGCUUGUGCCCCCAACAAAGACGUUGCUGACUGCCUGGCACUUAUCCUUUCCACCAUGAAGCCUUUUCCACCUAAAGACGCCAUCAGCCCUUUCAGCUUCAACCUCCUCAAGAACUGCGGCAUUGCUGCCAAGACAGCCGCCUGCAGCUCCCUGCCCAACGGGAACAGCUGCCCCUACACCAAGGAUAGGCACAAUGCCAUCGGCUUAGAUGGCUGUUAUUCGGAAUAGCUUAAAAAAAAACAACAACGAUGAUGGGUGAUCUAGUAUCUCUUCUAUUUAUUUAGGAAUUCUAUCAAUAUAGGACACUUUAAAGGAGAACAAGACUGGGAAUGGGCCUUCUAAAAGGUCCUAGGAACCAAAAAAAAAAGGAAAGGAAAGGAAAGGAAAAAAAAAACCCUAGAGAAAGUGAUCUCAGCUUCUGCAUCCUACCUAGAUACUUGCUUUGACCACUAGCAUUUCUUUUGCUAUCAAAAUUAACAAAAGGAAGUGUGGGUUUUCGAACAUAUUCAUCCUUUUAAGACAUUUUUGUUUAAAAUUACUCUGUGAAGCUUUUAAAAAAAAAUCUGCUUGUAUUCUUCUUUCCCUUGCUGUUUGCCAAAGGGCUCAGUUCUUCUGAGUUCAAUGUUUUUUAAGCAACCCACAUUUUUUUCAGUCCAAAUUCCUUAAAGCUUGAUGCUUUGAGUGAAGAGCCAAUUCAAUUUGUUUCAUGCACGGGGUUGCGGCGGCAGCCAAAGGACCUGAAUUUGAUCAUCUGGAUCAUCAUCUUAACUGUGUCUCCCACACUUCCCCUCGGUCAGGCCACCUUAUCAUUUUGGGAUCAUUUUCUCUAUGCCCUCAGAGUAAAAAUAAUUCCGAGGGACCCAGCAGUGUAGGCAGGGAGCAGAAGCCUGAAUUGCUGCUGCUUUUUGUUUUGCAUUUUGAAAUCAGGACAGGGAGGACCGCCAAGAAGGGCAGCAGUUGCUGGCAAAGUGCCACUAUCAUUGCUUCUUCCCGUAUGGUAACGUUUGUUUGUUAGUUUGUUGUACUCGCCCUUUUUGAUUCCGGUGAAAAACACUUGAACUGAGGACUACUGUACUUGGAUACUCUGAUAUUUUAGGCAGCUCAUAGUCCCUUGCAUGCACCAUGGAUGCUGUUGCCCAACCAACGCGGUUCCUCUUUAAAAAAAAAAAAAACUUAACGUAUGCGCUGCCAGAAUUAUCCCAACCACAUCAGGCACUUUAGGGAUCUUCUAUUUUUGGAGGCUGGUUUUUUUUAUUUUUUUAUUUUUAUUUUAUUUUUUUGUGGUGGGGGAGAGGGAAGGUUAUCGGGGUUGCAAAACAUUGGAUCCCCAAAGAGAUUUUUUUUUUGUGGUUCCCCCUGCCCCCUCCCGUCUCUGUGUUGUGCAGCGUUUCCCAUUAGACAAGUCAGUGUUGCCUAAAGAAAUUAUUUAUAAAGAAGCAAGCAUUUUCUCUUUUGAAAAAUAGCAAAAAGGAAAAAAAAAAGGAAAAAAGCUUUCUGCAAGGAGAGAACAAUGCACUUCAGAAUCUUACAAUCCUACAUUUGUAUUUAUAAUUUUUCCAACUAGAAUAACAUCCAGCAGAUUUCAUUAGGGUGUGUGUGUGUCUGUCCGUCCAUCUAUGGGUGGGGCUCUAGUAUGAGUGCGUAUUUUUUAUUUUAAAAUUCCUAUUUAUUACACAUUUGAGCGUGUGCACUGUUUUUCUUUUUGUACUGUAAACUGUAUCAUGUGUAGAAACUAACAAAAAAAAAAGAUUAUAUCACAAAGUAUGUUCAAAGCCAAAGAUUGGGAUGUAGCAAUCAGAUGAAAGCUGCUGGGUCAAAACUUUAUGACUUAAUAAUCUUUUCCAUCGCUUUCCCAGUCCUGCAGAGCUGUGGUAGGCUUGGGACUGCGUUUAGCAGAACAUGUGAAUUUUCAGAAAGAAUUAUCCCAAGGCAUAGUCUGUUUGGACCAGCAAGCUUUAAGGCUAGUAACCCUGGGAAACAAACUGGCUUUUAUUUCCCCCCCAGGGUAUCUUCUUACAGACUAUCUUUGAUUGUUAAGGAGAAUAUAUGAGCCAGCUGUAGACUUGAAUUCUUUUGCAUCACCGUGCAUUUUACAUUUCGAACAAUGUAUAGGAAUUUAAAACCCAGAAUUUAAAUGGACAGGCAAGCUAUACCUCCUCUGCCCUGGCCUUUUCAUUACCAGAUUUAUGAUGCAGAGUGGACACCGAUGCAAUUGCUAGAGCCUUAUUUGUUUGCAUUGACUGGUUUUCCAAAAAUAGAAAUAGAAGAAUCGGAAACGGCCAAUUUAGAGAGUGCGGCUAAUGGCUAGAUCUUUCAAAGAGGAGAGUUGAAUCGGGAAGUGAGAAAAGAUUGCAAUGAAACAAUAAGUGUAGACAAGACACAAAUCCCUUCCUUUUGGCACUGUUUGAAUUUACCAAAGCCAAAUUCCUACAGCCAAAUGACACAGCCACUAUCUUGCCCUUUGCCAAACAGUGCAUUUUUAAAAGGAUACGAUCACUUUGUUUUUCUUCUCUUUUUAUGGAGCCUUCCACUGCCUCCAUCCCUUCACACCCAGCCUCCCUCCCCCUUCCCCCCCAUGGGCUUUGUCUCAGAGAUUUAUUAGAGAUUUAUUACACGUCAUUUGGGAUCAGUACUUCUAAGCAUUUGCUGAAUUACUUUGUUUGUUUCCUGCAUAUGGAUAGAUUGCAAAAAAAUAAAAUAAAAAUGGGGGCCUUAAAGGUAGUGAAUUCUAGUCUUCAAACAAACCUAACAAUGUCCUUCGACUAAGCCUUCUUCAGAGACUAGGGCGCUACUAGCUUAGCUGUUUCUUCUUUCUUUGAUGCCCAAGGAAUCUUAAGAAAUCUUUUCAUUUUUGCAGCUGCCGGGUAAUGAGCAUAUUAAAAUUUUCAAUGCACUUGCCAAAAAAGCACAGCGGACAGCCUGUUGCAGAUUGGCCAUUAACGUUUUUCACUGCACUAUGGUUGGGUUACUUUUCUCUGCCCUCGGUUACUCCUCAUUCUCUACCUUGAAAGAAAGUGUUAACCUUUCUACACCAAAUACCUCACUGUUGGAAUAGAAAUGAACAAAACUUGAAGACUCCUCUUCUCCCCUGUCCCCCACUUUUUGAUGAGAAAGGUCCUUUUCGGCAUCCUGUAGAUGGAGAGCUGAAAACAAAACAAAAACAAACAAAACAAACCACUUGUUUACAUUUUAUUAGGUACUAGCAAUUUACUUUUCAAAUUGCCUAAUUUUAUUUUUAGCCUUCUAAGCGCAAUCCUUUUGGGGUGGGGGCUCCCCCCCACAGAAGGGCAAAGAGGACAUAAGUUGGGAGGGCCAAAGUAAGUCUGAAGCCACUCUUGGUCAUUGUUUGAUUUCUUUUCAAGGGCUAAAUGAAUAAUCCUCUAAAGGCAGAAACUGGAUUGAGACAUUUGUAGGGAAAUGGGUGGGGGAGAUCCAGUGUUUCUUGCAGCGCUGAGAACUAGGAGGCCUUCAGGUAUUCUGUCUCUUCCCACAGGUGCAAUGGUUUAAACCAGGGGAGGGGGGGGUGUCCAACCUUGGCAACUUUUAGGACUUGUGGACUUCAACUCCCAGAAUUCCUCAGCCAAUUCUGGGAGUUGAAGUCCAAGCCAUGUCUUUGUGGCCUAGAGGAAUGUGGACUCAUUGAGAAAUCCUAGCGCCUUUUGUUCUUUUAGGAGAGAAAAACCCAUUUUUCCCCCUUUUACUCCUGUGUAUUGAAUUGUAGUUGCUUCUGUAGCAGUUUUGGGGAAUGAAUAUAGCUUGAAUGGUUCACAAUUUCUACAAGAGGUCUUGAACCAAGGAGGUGAAGCUUCCAUGGACCACAGUCCUUAGAGAGCAGAAAUGCUCCCUUCUCAGUUUUUCUGUUUUAUUGUUUUUAAAAAAGCAGGAAUGAAAUUUGAAGGAAGGGGCAGAAGCUGAGAUACAAUCAGCGUUCUGAGAUAAGUUUUAGAAUAAGGGAAUUUCCUAACCCUACUGCCAGAUGAAUUGGGCCUGCAUCAAUUUUAUUUCUUAUAUUACCUCUUUAUAUUAGAACUGUCAUCGGUUUGUGCAGAACUUCUUUUGCUGAACUGAUGAAAAAUAAUCAGGCAGGAUCGUCUUUUUAAUUGCAUUCUUGCAAAAAAAAAAAAAAAAAAGGCAUUCCCUUUCUUACAUUUCACCCUAAAAAUGGAAGAUAUGACAAUCAAUGUGAUCUUUUUAAGGGCUUCAGCGUACUUAGCUCUGUAGCAUCGCACAUUAUUAUAUUUUUAGUGUUCCAUUUAACUUUUUCCUUUUCCUUAAAAACAAUGACAAAGAAAAAAAAAUGGAGUGGAAACAAUUCCAGCAGCGCAUAUCUAAAUUAAUAUAUUUUGUUGCUUUUUUAAAAAACAACACAAAACAAAGAAAUGGAGGCAGCAGUUGGGUUGGGUGUAAAGAAAUGUGGCCAGCUCUGUUUUAGUUGCCAGUCUUGUUCUCCUUUAAUGCUGUAACAUGUACAUUUUGACAGCACAGCUUGACAGUUUUAAGUAAUAAUUCAAAUGUCUGGUGGUAAUAACUUGCAUUAUUGUGCUAAGAUGAGAGUUGGUUUUCCCUGGGUGCAUUGCAAAAGAGGGCUGGAGGCAAACUUCCUUUUUUACUUCCUCUCUUUUCUCCCACCACCCCUUCCCUCCAGUAUUCUGCAAGCACAUUUGACUUCCUGGUGUGCAGUAUUUUACACAGGGUUGGGAGGAAACCCGGGAGUGGGGCAGAAGAGGAUCUUGGCUUACGGCGUCUUUCUGUUGCCAUCUUCCUUAGGAAUGGCAUAAAAAUCUAUUUUAACCGUGCAUCCUUCUUUGCAUCUUAGAAGACCCUGCUCCUAAUAUUUCUGGAUGGUGUUGUUUUUUUUUCCUCCUUUUCACUCGUCUCAAAAAGCAAUCAAGGAGCUUCCCUUCUUAACCAAUCCAAAUAAGGAAGUUUUUCUCCAACCACCUUUCUCCGAAGCACUUGCUUUACAAGUUUAAAAAAAAAAAAAGCACUUUUGUUUAAAAGCAUGAGGGUCUCAUUCCCACUUUUAUAGCAACCUAUAGGAGAAAGGCCAGCAAGGGAAUAAUACGGGAUCAGGAAAAGCCUAUUUUCCUUUUCGUCCCUCCCCCCACUUUUUUUUUAAAUUUUAUUUUUUUAUUUUUUGGUCUAUGUUGGGUGGGAGGUGGGUGGAGAAUUCUUUUAAUUUACUUCAGGGCUCUAGAGUCAUGGUUCUAGGGUUCAGAGAAUUAGAACAAAGGGAAGUUGUGUUUUAAAAAAUAAACAGCACAAAUACAUUUCAGCUUGACAAGUGUAUUUGCACUGCCAUUGUUAGAUAAAUGGGCCUUCCACUGGGAGCCCAGCUGAGCCAUAUAACUAUUGACAAACACUGAAUGUAAAUGUCCUUGUAGUGGGCAAGUACUGAGAAGCGAUAAAUUGAUCAUAUAUUCCUAAGUGGGCACUUCAGCGAAUUUAAAAUAAUUGAUCCUGAUAAAAUGAUGAUGCUGUUCCUUUUUUUUCUAAAAAUGACUUUAUUUUGUUUACUUUUCCCCAGAGGUUGCUGGAGCUUAAGAAAACCCAUUUGUAGCAUUGCUAUUGUUCAUUACUUCUACAUUUAUUUGUCCUCUUUCCCCUACCCUGCUGCCCAAGGAGUUCAAAAUCAUGGGAUAUAGACAUCCCCCUCUAAUAAUUCUAAAGAGCUGUAAUGUAAAAAAAUAAUAAUGAAUUUACAGGAUUGGAAUCUGUGUCCCUGAAAGUGAUUUGUAGAUUAGCACCCACAACCCUUGUAUAUUACUCUAGCCUGGUUUCUUGGUUCGGUGCAGUGGAUUACCAAAGGGGCCUGCUUUUGGCCAGCUUCUGUACAGGUCAAACACGCAAGAGACUUUGAAUCUCCUUUAGGGCUAAUGCUCACUUUGUAUUGAGAGCUAGAUCCAAACAUUUGGCCUCCUUCUGGUAGGAAUGUGAUAGGAUAGGAAUGUCCUUUAUCCAAGGACCUGUCAGAAUACCUUGCAGGUGAGGCAAAUUGGGGUGGAAAGAUUUCUCUAACGACAGGAAGUUUUAAACUCCAGCCUGCAUAAGGUAUUCUGGCAUAGCUAUGAACCUUAAUGUGAGCAAUCGUCUUCUUUAAAAAAAAAAUCAGUUAUUAAAACAAAUAUCCAAGCAAGUAACCUCCCUUCCUCUCCUUGCUGAGUAUUGGAAAGUAUAUUUAUAUAUCCCAUAUUUAACUCUCCUUCUCUCUCAUUACUCCACGUAUUUUUCUCAAAAACGUUUUCCAUGUCAAAUUGUGGUGUGAUUCCGUUCUGAUUAGCUAUUCGCCCAAUAGUGCCAAAGAGAUGAUGAGAUUAGGAAGGUGGUGGAGAGAGAUUCGGUGAUCUUUCAUAGCAUACUUGGCUUUUUAAAAACAAAUUAUUUAACCUCUAAGCUCAGUUCAGCUUGGCCUUGAGCAUAUUUUUAUGUGCAGGGAAAUGGUGGGGAGUCGGGAGAGGAACCACCAUCCGUAUUGGAAAUGUAAAUGUGAAAACCUUGAAUUGUUUCAUUGCUUUAAACCUUCUCUUGGUGGAUUUUUUUUUUUUGUAAAUGGGUGCUUCAGUAUCAAGCAUGUAGCAUUUGAGAAAAAAUGUGACUUCAGCAUCGCUUAACUCCUACAGAGUCAAUGUUAAAGGAAGAGAUGGGGAUAUAUAGAUUAUUUUUCCCCACUGAAGCAAGGAGGAAUGUUAAUUGCAGUUGGGAUUCUGUGAACUUUGAAGCAAUGAUUUCAUUCGAAUCAUGAAGCUGGGGGACAAAGAAAAAGCUGUUAACGUUACAAAUAGGUAGAAAAUAUUUUGGGCUGGGUUGGGAGGGAGAUAGAUUUCUAAAGUCUCCCGUAAGGCAUCUGUAGCAAGUUCUUAGUGUCUUUCUUUCAGUGAUCUAUAUGUAAAUGCUGCACCGAUGUAUAUUAUGCACAUAAAAACAUUUCUUUGAAUAAGAUAGGACAGACCUCAUCUCCAGUCAGGUAUAAACUAUUCUUCUUCUUUUGUGUGUUGGUUUUUCUCUGUGUGUAUGUGUGUGUGUGUGUGUGUGUGUGUAUACCUGUAUGCGAUGAGCAUCUUUUCAAAUUCACUUUUGGUGCAAAAACAAAAGGGAUGAAAAAGAAAAGAAAGAAAAAAUAGCCUUACUUUUAAUUCCAAUCCUAUCUUAGUUUGUCAACUUGAAUAUAAUAAAGCAGAAUUGCAUGAAAGUCUUUGAAACUAGCUGAGCCUCGUGUGCACGGUGAGUGGCAGUAAACUUUUUUCUAAACAAAAAAUUAGUAUGCAAUUUCAGCCACAUAGCUUUUAGAAAAAUCCCUGCAUUUUGUUUGUUUGGGUUUUUUUUGGUUUGUUUUUUUAAAGAAUGGCGCGCGGGGGGGUUGAUUAUACCAGCUUGUGCCUGCUUUGCCUUCUGAAAAACUUGGGAAUUUGUUCCCACUCACUCACCCUUCAUGCUGACCAGAAGAGAAAUUUCAUAAAGAACCUUACAUUGUUGUUUGUUUGUUUUUUAAUGAAACCAAUGUUUUCCAGAUGGUAGUAAGACCUUAGAUAACCUCUUUGGACAUCAGGUUUACUGACAGUAUAGAUUAACAGCAUGUUUAGUUAUUGGAGAUAAUAUCAUGGGAGGGGGGUGGUUAGGGAGGAAAAUAAGGAUAAAUAAUAUCAGCAGAUGUUUCAGAUUAUCUGCUUUCCAAGGUAAUGCCUUAGGGUUGCAUCCUGUUUGGCCUGUAUAAAUGAUUACUACAUUUUAGAUACACUUGCAUUUUGCACUUCUAUCAGCAGUAGGGAAAAGACCAAAAAAUCACUGGAAGCGUGGAAAUUACUCUAGUUCAGGGCUGUUAAACUCGCAGCCCAUAGGCCAGAUGCCUCACAAGUUUGACAGCCCUGCUCUCUGGUCUUUUGACCUGCAUGGUGGAUAUAUGAAUCUAUUGUGUAAUUUUUGUCCCAGGCAUUUGGUUGCAGCACUGUAAAUCUGGGAUCCCUUCUGUCAACUUGAUUAUGAAGAUCAAGAAAAAGGUUAGUUUCAAGUCCUGCCUCUUUAAGGUUUGUCAAUGUACAGCUGUCCCCUCUAAAUUUACUAUUCUUAACAGCAGUCCUCUAUGAUUGUUCAUCUUUAAUUUAGGAAAUGCAAGUAGCCUGGAUAUUUGGGGGAGGGGAAAAAAUAAAUGGAAUGGCCUCACAGAAACAAAAGUUUCAGACUUGAGAACAAGCCUAGGUUCUUACAUUCUGGUAAUUUAUUUGGUAUCUGAAAUUUGCACUAAUCGAUUAAAGAUCCCUUAAGCAAAAUUGGAAAUAGAGGCAUUAACCAGCAGAGCACACUUUGAGAGAUGCGAAGUUGGAGAUAAAAGAUCAAAACCAAAGGGAAAAUUGGUACUGUGGGUUCUUGGAAUUUGACACAGAGAAGACUUCCAUAUUGUGUUGGGCAUCUUGUAGACAAUAUUGAGUAGUUUGGGUUCACUUUUUAGAAUCCCGCAGUAUACCAAAGUAAACUCUUUUUAUACUGACAAAAAACAGAGGCCAGUGAAGGAAUUAGCUUUUAAAAUGAGAGAACUAGAAAAGACCAUUAUCAAAGGUAAUAUUUGGAAGCAUAGCUUUAUGGACUAAAAGUGACUAGGGCAUUAUUGGAUUGUGUUAGUUGCCAGUUAUUAAUAUUUUGAAAGGCAUUUUUCGUUGAUCCACUUGAAGAUAUUUAUUGAAAUGGCUGCUGAUAGUUUUGUAUGCAUGUCCUUACUUGAAUGUUUUGGAAAAAUAAUAGUGAAAGGAAGUUCCUGGAAUGCAAUUGCAGUUAACCUAGGUGUUACGUCAGCGUCUCUGGCUUGCUGACAUUGGAGUAGGGAAGGAGUAAGACCGAGGGAAAUGCAUUUGAAGGCAGCCUGCUGGCAUUUCUCCAAUUCCUUUCCUUGCUUCUCCUCUAUCUUGAGAUUACUCUUUUGGCACUAUCAAACUGACUUCUGAUUCUUUUAGAAAGGGAGAAUGUUAAUCCAGGCAGCUAGAUUUAAAAGUAGAAAUUGAAACAUAUAUUGUAUUGAAAGAAUACUCUUAAAAAUGUUAACCAUUCCAGACGCCUUAGCUACCUGACAUGAAUGUAGCUUGUUUACCUUAUGAGAAGAAGCACCUUACAAUGUUCUUCUAUCUUCCUUGUAGUGAAAAGGCUAAUUCAGCAUUGAUAGGUUACAUUCAAAGCCCAUUUUGGUAGGAAGGAUUGCACUGUAUAAGGGGAGUAUGAUGGUAUUUGGGUCAGGUCCUUCUCAAGUAUGAACUCUAAAUUGGCUACCCCAUCUCGAUUAUUGUUUUGCCUAACUUCACUUAACUCUUAUCCUUCAUCUCAUAAAGAAAAGCAGGCAGACGAUUUAGGAUUUAUUUUUAUUUCCCCUUCUCUCAAUUUUCUCUUGUAUACCAAGGUGACGGAUCUCUUGGGGUUUUCUUUCCUAAAGUGAGCAAUGCUUAGUCAUAAAGCCUUAUGAAGUAUGCCAGCUUAGUCCAUGUGAAAGUUGGAUGAUAUUGGAUCUCAGGUGGAGUGGGAUGAUGCAGGACGUUAAUUUAGCUUCUUCAAACCUAACAUUGCCUUCUUUCUGUUUCUGCAAUCCAUACAUAUUACUCUAGUACCUUAAAAAUUAGUUGCGGGUAUGGUGACUCCAUUCUUUGUAUGUUUGGUUCUGAGAUGUGUAAUCCCACUUUUCUGGGGUGGUUUUGAGAUUUAUAAUCCAACUUUUCUGGGGUGAGAACACCAGCUUUGGAAAAGCUGAACUAAAACAAAAUGUGUUAAUUCUUGCUAGGGUAGUUUUCUUUCUGCCCUGCUGUAAUAUGAUGCUAUGUUGUAUAGAUUCAGAGCUUUUAAAAUUGCACUAAAUAUGUAUGUGGCAAUUUCUGAUUUUUCACUUAAUUUCUCUUCCCCCCUCCCCCCCCCCCAAGAAAUCAAGCCGUUCCUUCUGUUAGUAGGGAAUGGUAUCAGUUAUUUGCCAUAUCUGUUAUUCUUUUUGGCUUUCUAAUGGCUCUUGCUUCCUUUCCCACUAAAGCAGCACUGUAUCGAACCUAAUGCUGAAUUCUUCAGUUUCAUUCAUUAUUAUUAUUUAAUCCUUGUGCUAGUUUAUUUUACAAAUUAAUAUUUCUCUCCCUCCGCCCCAUAUUUGCAAGUGAUUUCAAUGUAUAGGAACAGGGCUACAAUGCAAGACUUCAGUCCCAGGGCUUUGGGCCCUCCAGGCUUCUACCAAAACACAGAUGGAGGUUUAUAUUUACAAGUUUAUAUUUGCAAGCAGAAAUUGAGAAAUAGAGUUUCUCUCCUCCACCACCAGCCCUUCCCCAACUGCUAGCUUUUCACAUGGGAAAUGAGGAUACAAGCUAUAGCUGAGAUGUCACCCUCUCCUUUUCUGGCAGGAAGCUUAGGCCUUCCACAAGUGGUUUUUUUUUUUUUUCCCCAGAAGUAAUGGCUAAGUAGAACCUAAUUUUGUGCUGAAGAAUUGUAGAAAAGUGGGAAUUACUGGUCAUAUACCGCUGGCUAAAGCCGCCUGGCCCUUUUCUCCUCAGCACUUGGGCCUUUGAGGCUGAACUAAUUUGGAGUGAGAAUAGGGCCUCCUCCUGCUUCUCUUAAAUAUCCAUGUUCAUAGAAUAAAGCACAAACAGGGAAGGGUUUCUGUAGUAGAUUAAUUAGCAAAAGAAAUCGGCAAUAAAACUAGGCAAGUGCCCAAGCGCUUGCUUAAUAAAGAAAUGAGAAUUAUAAGCAGCCAGGCAACUUUCUAGGAUCCUAUAAACUAACACUAUCCUUAUAAUAGCACUCCCAAAAGUGAUGAUAAGAGCUACUAUCCUCAUAGUAGCAGUCUUAAUCACUUUUCAGACUUAUGUUGCAGUGAGAGUACACUUAGAAAAAGAACACCCGCUUUGACGAUUUGUUGAGAAUUUGUUGAGGCAAAUAUGCCCAACUAUAAGUGGAAGUGGCUUGAACUUUUCGCAAGUUUCAUUCUUUGUUCUUUUCACAAGAAUCUGUCAGAAGUUCGCCAGUUGCAUUCAUAUGUAAGAAGUAAUUGUGUUAUGCACCCGCCUUUAGACUGUUUACCUUCCAAAUUAAGAAAAGACAGGAGAAAUGUUAUAUUGGUGCUGAUUGGCUAAGACAGAGGUCUUUAAACUUGGUGGCUUUAAGACUUCGUGGACUUCAACUCCCAGAAUUCUGGGAUUGAAGUCUUAAAGCUGCCAAGUUUGAGGACCCCUGGGCUCAGAUGUGCUUAGGUAUUUUUAUGUUAAGAAUGCAAAUGCACCUCUCAAAGAAAUAGCUUCAUAACAUUAUUUUUCCACUACUACUUAUCCAAGUCCCAUCUUAGCAUCUUCCAGAUAUUCUGGGUGCCAGCAUUCAUCAUCCUCACCCAGUGUGGCCAUUGGCCCACAGACCAGAAAUUAGAGAGUUGGUGCAAGAAAUUUAGAGGGCACCAACAUAGAGAGAAGACUAUCAUCUUGUGUAAAUUUCAGAUCUAAGCCCCUUCUUUAAUUAAUGUUAUGGUGAGGGAUGUAUAGAGUAGCUCAUAUUCCCCACCUCCCCCAAAAAAGGUAGAGGACUCCUAAACUUCCUAAAGUCUAAUAUGAAUGCUAGAACUUUCAAACCCACUCAGGUGUGAGAAAACAGUAUGUCCUGCAUGUUGCUCAGAGGGAAUAAGUUACAUCAAUGAGACCUGCAGAUUGUCCUUAAUUUUUCUCCCCCCCACUUCCCCCCCCCUCCAGCAGUCUAUUUUGAAUCUAGGAUAGGGAGACCAUGUUGACAAUCUAACUAGAGUGUGCCUGCCUUUGUUUUCUUGAAGUAGAACUGUGGACAUAACUAUUAUUACUUUUAGCAUUCCUGUUGCAUGUUUGUUUUGAAUUACUGGGUCAUGCCUUCUCUGCAAUUUGGAAGUCAUGAACUGGGGUGAAAUUGGAAGCUCGGGCGGUUUUCCUUUGAAGACCUGGAAGAGUUGCUUUCUUUUCCUCCCGUUGGGUUCAUGACAGACGCAACGCACGCCCUUGUAACAGCCAACCUGCUGGGUCUUUUUUUUUACUAGUCGUGGGCUUGUCUUAUAGCAAUACUUGUUGGCUGUGAGCUUGCGGGCAACUUAAAAAGUUACCUUUGCUUGAAAUAGAUUUCUUCUUUGGGAGCAGCAAUAAAGGGGAUAGUAGGAGGGGAGGGAGAAUAAAACUGAUUGCUGUGUUGAGGGUUUGUAGUCCAUUCUUAUAGUUUGUACUAUUGGGUGUUUCGUGUUCUGUUUUAUUUAAAAAAGAAUUGGGGGGGAGGGUGCAUUAUAAUGAUAAAUAGAAGGAUUUCUAAGUAUUGUGAUAAGAUUCUUUAUAAGCACUGAUUUUCAGCCCCAAUGGGAGCUUUCUGCUUGAAAGCUUCGAUGACCUUUGAUCUCUCAUGUACUGUACCUUCCCCAUAGUUGUCCUCGUUGCUUUUACCAGUUCUUUCCUUCUCCCUUGGUUUCUUUACCCCGAGAUGCACAAAUGGUAUGUACCUUUUAAGGGGGCACCCUAAUUGUGUUGGGUUUUUUUUGUUGUUGUUGUCUCUGUAAGGUAGAUGCAGCCAAUAUUUUGUGACCGUGUUUGUUAGGGGUGACUUAGACGAUAUAGUCUUUCUGCAUGAGCCGCAAACUGUGCUUCUCUCCCCACCCCCUACUCUGUCUUCUCUUCCCAGCCGUAGCUGCAAGUAUGCAACAAGAGUCGGGGAGGAAAGUGUGAGGGCAUUGCACACAUUUUACACUUUCCUUGUUUUAGCUAGGGAGGGAAUACACACGUGUAUUUUCCAGCCUGUCUUCUAAGGAUUGACAAAGAUAUCUUAACUGUCAGUGCUAACUUUUAGCAGAUUGUGGAAAUAAUGGUGCAAUUGUUUCAGGGUGGUUUUAAUCAGCAGAAGAUCAGGUCAGGCGUAUACAUACAUACAUACAUACAUACAUACAUACACACACACACACACACACACACACACACACACACACACACGUUCAUAUAUAUUCUUGUAUAAAUAAUAUAAAAUCUUAAAAUAUGAAUUCACUCAAACACCCUUUUGCCUAGCUCCUUUUUCUUGGCCGCUGAGCACUUCUCAGUUUCUUGCAUUUCAGUCUGGGACCAAAAAACUUUAUAACGUAGGUAGCCCAUAAUAGCUAGGAGAACCACAAUAUACCGUCAAAGGAAAUCUUGUCACAUCCACUGAAAAUGGAGACAGAGCACUAAAGCAGCCUUUUCCAACUGCUGCUGGCUAGAUGUGCUAGAUUUUAACUUGCCCAUCCCUUCGGCUGUGCUGGUUUGGGCACUGUGGAAGUUGAAGACCGACCAGCUAAAGCUCAAAGGUGGGAAGGGGUGCCCUACAGUAUUUUUUUCCCCCCUGCUUAACCUGUAACUGCUGCGUAUAAGUGGAAGGCUUUUUGUCUUCCGUGUUGAAUCAUUUGGUCCAAAGGCAUUCAGAGAAGAGUGUAUAUUCUGACACCACGUCAGUUUAAGCAUUCUGUUAGCUUUAUCUGCACAUUUGGGGCAAGGUUUUUAAACCUUGGUUAGCAUUACCAUAGUAUUUUCUCUUGAUUGCAUGGAAGCCAGUGUGCUUCUCAUUUUGGCUUCGGCAUCAGUUCUUAAGGGAACUGAGAGGGAAAUUGCACCAAUUUAGAAGUUGUUUUACUAGAAUUUUUCCUUUUCCUUUUUGUCUGUUACAGCCAGCUGCAGGAAGGCAGGAGCCUUGAGGAGCCCUUGGCUCUACAAUAAAAAUGGUUCUCGUCCUCCUUUGAUUAAGCUCUCUGCAUCUGUGGUCAGACCUGUAGUUUCUGUCUACAGCAGGUCAAGGAUUUCCACUUAAUCUGUGUCAAAAAAAAAACUGAUUUGGAGAAGAGGAAUGGAUCUUAGCAUUUCCCUUUAAAGUUGCUUGCCCUUCGUGCAAGCACUUCACAUUGUGUGCAUGGGUAUUUGCAUGCAGAGUCUUCAUAUGUAUUCAUGACAGGUGGUGUUAAGAUUGGCUAAAGUGGUAAAGUCAAAUCUUCUUUUAAUUCUUUCAUAUUUAAAAUUAAGAGUUUUAGGGUCCCUCUGAUAAAUAAAACAUUUAGUUCUAGAAGGAACUCUGGGAAGUGAGCUUCCAUGACAAGAGUUUUCUGAAACAAAAUCAUCCUUUGUUACCUUUACCACUUUAGGUGCGAUCUGAAUUAAUUCUAAUCCGCAUAAGUUUUAUAUUUGGGAUAUUUUAUCUCCCAUUCCUUCUCCUCCUGCCAGGGUGGGAAAGCUCUGAAGGAUGAUAGAGAUGCCUGUACUAUAUUAAAAAGGAUGGGUGUCUUGAUAGGGAAGUCAGUCUAUAUUUCAACAGUUUGGUUAGGGUAUGGAGAAAGAAAGAAUGGGUCUUCUUACCUAAUUCUUACAGUAAAAACCUGAGCAAAUCAGGGCACACAAAACCCCUUCUUGCUGUUAAGAUGCUUCACAUCUUAAAACACCAGGCAAGGAGGGAAAAUCUAUGGGGUGGGAAAUCUGUGUUUCCCAUGAAACCUUUAAUGAGCAUUAAUGUGGGAGGAGGAACGGAAGGCAGUUCUUAAAUCAGCACCUCAUAUUUACUGUACCUGUUUUGUAUUUGGUCUUUUGUAUUUAAUAGGGUAGAAUGGGAUUGGGAAAUAUUGUGUUUUCACCUUCAGAGCACUGAAUCUACAACCUGCUGAUCAAGACCAGCAUGCAACCAUGUUGACCUCCUCUGAGGCAGGGGCCUUAAUUGGGAUGGUUUAGUUAAGCAGAUAUUUUUAAAUUAGAUGCCUCUUUGUGUGUGUGUGUGUGUGUGUGUAGGUGUGUGUGUGUGUUUGUGUAUGUGCAGGCGCGCAUACGUAUGUACGUAUGAGUGUGUGUAUAUGUUGUAAUAGGUGAGUGAAGAUGGGAGUAUUGUUCGAAUGGUAAUAUUUUGGGUUUGGGGAUGAAUGAUGGGUUAGUGGAACAAGAAUGGAAGUGCUGCCUGUGAAGCAUCGCCCUUCUCCAUUGCUUGUACCUUUGGAACCAUAAUGAUUGUGUGGAAGUUUAACUUUGCCCCCUUAUCUUGGUAGUUUUGGAAAGCUUGGACCAAUGUUUAGAAGAGAUUAUUAAAAAAAUAAGCAUUCAAAUCAGCUCACAGGCUUGCCUUCUUACUUGCAGACACAUGAUCUUCCUUCAAACACUGGUUUAAAGCACAAAUAUAUAUAUAUAUAUAUGCAGGUUUUUGUAUGUUCGGGUCUUUUCCCGUGUAAGAUUGGCAACGUUUCGAUGAGAUCUCACUCAUCAUCUUCAGGCUUUGGCUUUGUUCUUAUGUGACCAAAGCCUGAAGAUGAUGAGUGAGAUCUCAUCGAAACGUUGCCUAAAUACUUCCAAUCUUACACGGGAAAAGACCCGAACAUACCAAAAGCUGCAUACAUAUACCCGUGAAAACCUACGAAAACAAAUAUAUAUAUAUAUAUAUAUAUAUAUAAGAAGGGGGUUGUUUGGUUACAGGGCAGGAGUUGCCAAGGUCAGUUCACAUUCCCCAAAGUCUGCUUUUAAGCCCAAUGCAAAGGAAGUUCCUGAUACGCAGUCAGAGUGUUGCUCUUUUGAGAUUGAUUGGCAAUCUCCCUUUCUUAUAGAUCUCCUUGCCCUCGUUUUUUCCACUGGAAGCAGUCCCUUCAAGGAUAUUUUUUUUUACAAAGUAAUUAUGUUUCCCUCAAGAGCAGAGGUCUUCAAACUUGGCAGCUUUAAACUUGUGGACUUCAACUCCCAGAAUUGAAGUCCACAAGUCUUAAAGCUGCCAAGUUUGAAGACCUCUGCUCAAGAGUUUUAUUCUUAGAUAAGGCAGGUCUAUCAAACCAACCAUCAACUAUUCUUCCUUUUCUUCCCACCCUGACCCCAGCCUGGUUGUUCCAUGAAAUGAAAACAUGUUAAAGAGAUCUUAUGUAAAAUCAUAUUGAAUAACAAUGCAGUGAGGUAUCACAAGCCAUCCAUCCCCCUUUCUACACAUCUCAGUCUUGCGCACAGUGUGGAAGCCACCUUGUAUAAGCCCUUUACAUGAAUUCAGUGAAUGGUUAACUUUUUUUUUUUUUGUCUCAGAUGAUAUAUAUGCAUUUUCAAAAUUACUGCAUUACCUUGGGGGGGCGGGGAGGUUGGGGAAAAAGGGUUAACAGGAACUUAAAACUAAAAUUAAAAAAAAAACAAAGCAUUCAGACUUGAUCUAUUUUCUACAAUGUAUGCUGCGACCAGGUCCUGUUAUUCAUAUUGUGGCUUUGAAUCAAUUAUGUUGAUUAAAAUGCUGUUGCUUCUA
Molecule: messenger RNA, 19582 nt
Organism: Ahaetulla prasina
Lineage: Eukaryota; Metazoa; Chordata; Lepidosauria; Squamata; Colubridae
Gene: ANKRD52
Product: ankyrin repeat domain 52
Exons: 28
Coding region: 353-3604 (1083 amino acids)
Molecular function (GO): protein binding
Source: RefSeq, a predicted model, not a curated record